AUGAGCAUACUUCGUUCUAUCUUCGACCAUCUUGUCCUCCCGGCCAAGCUCCCGGGAAAGCAAGAAGAGGAUGUGGAGGCUAUUUCAGACGAAAUAUUGAAACGUCUUAUCCACGCCUGCGAAAGGAGUCACACUUUUGCUGAACAACCCUGGUCUGAAGCAUUCUACAACCUCGGGACUUCCCUCAACAUCUGCCGUCGACUUCAUUCAGGCUGCCUCGAAAAGUCAAGCUUGGUCGAACAAUUUGGCCGACUCGAGUUAAACCAUAUUCUGAUUUUGUAUGUAGUUGAGCAAAAUGCCGCUCUACUCAUCCGGCGUGAGAUCUGCAACGGUAAACAACAAGUCAUUUUCGAAGCAUUUGAAGCCUCUCCAACCUCCGAGCAUGUUCUUGCCGGGAACAAUGCUCUGAUAUGGGAUUUUCCUGGUUGUUCGGCUCAAAUUCCCCUUUCAACUUUUACCGACACGUCAUUCCAAGAAAGUCUGGCUUCGUUCCUCGAACAGGCUGGUAUGGAGUCUCUCUAUCGCCUUCAAGCUCACGCUCAGAAAGCCCACGUGUCAGUUACCGAAGCUAGAGACUCAACCCACCCAAGCCUUAUAACUCAAAUGCUCAUACCGCUUCUCAUGGGCAUCGGUGAUCAUUUUCAGUCUCCCAUCAUCCGCAAACGAGUGCGAGAUGAUGUCAAUAUCGUGGAGGGGGUUUUACCUUGGCGAAGACUUCCAUUUUGGCUGAUCCUGCGUGUCGCUACCCAACGGCAACUUUGCCUGUCUCUCGGCAAUGAGAAAGGCCGGUUCAGUUAUAAAGUGCUUAUGAAUUUUCUCUUUGCUGAACUUCUUAAGGACUGUACUGCAACCUUGAUUCCAGAGUUGACCAUCACUCUUCGCACUAAGCUUUGCCGUCGUAUGACAAAGCUUGAGAUGGAUAGGCAAUUGCAGGCUGAAUCAGUCAACUCGGUUGAUUGCGACUCUCUUUUCAACCGAGAAGCGAGUGCUCAGGUGGAGAAUGCAUGGAGACUCUUCAAACAACAAACGACUCGAAUCAUUCCCAGGCUUCCCUCACAUGCGCCUGACCAGGCCCUUCAACUCUCUCUCUCCAACAGCGGAAAAUACUUCGACAAUUUGCUGUCUGAUAUGCCGCUGCGACAGAGGCCCUCCGCAUCCCUUGAUCUUCCUCGACCGCUUGACCAAGCCAUAAGCCAAACACAACAGUUUACAGACCACGUUCAGGAUGACCAACCUCGACCCUGCAACAAAAGUGGUUACGAAACUCGGUGCAUUGAGCUCGCUGAUCAAAUAAACAAUGUCUUUGACCAGAUGAGCAUCAUGAUCCUUACGCUCUUCACAAUAUGGAUUCGCGAAUAUCGCCCUGUCUUUGACUCCGAGAUUUUGGAUGUACUGCAGCUUUCGACCGUAUCAUCCAUGCGUCGUCUCCAAACUAUUCAAGAAUAUCUUGCUGUACGGCACUCUAUGUCCCAGUACGAUAAUAUCAUGACGCAAAUUGGCAAGGAUUCCCUAGGGGUCCGAUAUGUCUCCCAGUCACCUGAGAUGCAGUUCCUAGGGCGACACAUCGACAGAGCAUCUGAUCAAGCUCGUAGUGCUAAGGAAAGGGAAUGGACGAAACUCUGCGGGAAAUAUGACGAACAUACCGAUGGCAUUUCAAAGUAUACAUGCUGUUGUACGUGGUCUAAUGGUAAACCUGAUCAUAGAGGUUGCCAAAAAUGCUGGCACAGACGAACCCGGAAAAAUAUGAAAAUUCAAGUCCACGAGGAAUUUCUCCCAGGAAGAGACCCAGCCAGAGCUGCUGUUAUUUUUGAGCUCGCCGUUCCUCAAAUUGUAUACGGCUUAGCACAUCCAAACCGUCCGGUUACGAAUCAGGCCGCUGAAAUAAACUUACUGGAUUGCAGACCUCUUCAACCUUUCAUUAAAUGCUUUACGCAAACACACUACAAAUUUAAAGCUGGGAAGAUUCCACUUCGCAACUUGUUACUACCACUUGCGGCGAGGUUUCAGCUAUACGACAGUGUCUCUAAAUCCUGGCAUCUCUGCGGUGUUCAUAUUCCUGGAGAACUUCGAGCUUCGGUGCUUCCAGAAGCGCAGCAUCCGCCACCUACCGUUGAUGGGCCAUCGUCAUAUGAGGUCCAGGCCAACCAGACUGAAUGCCCCGCAAACAUGUCUGUUCACGAAUUCUCGGCGUAUCAAAAGUUACUUGCCGGCAACUUGCGACGUUGGCCUAACAUACUAGUCGAAAUGGGCUCGUCGAACCUCAAUUUUAGUAAAGAGGACACAGCCCGUUUAAUCAGCCAACUCGCUUUACAAGCCGGGCCACAGUCACCGGGGAAUGACCUACGAGCUAUUCAUCUUGUGUUUCAAGAGCCAGCCUUUCUUGAACGUCUGUUAGAGCUAAUCGCGAAACGCCUUACCAGCCUAGAAACGAAUUGGCGUGAACAUAAUUACAUGGAUCUGCUCAUAACCAUUAUUCUUCGAUUGAUUAACUUAGGACUCGGUUCACUAAGAAGUCGUGCGGAAACAUUGCUGGAGGAUGCUAGGAAUACCACCCUGAAUUGGGUUACGCAACUUCGGAAGAAGAUGCAGACAGCGUUGGACGCUGAUACAGUAGAACGGGCUGCAAGUUAUGGGUUUUAUGCCGCCUUGUUAUGCAGACGAACCUUUAUCGUAUUUUCCGAGCCUACUAGACAAGCCUUAACUCCUGGGGAUCUCAUUUCUUGGGUUCAGGCGUCCAUAGCAUUACAGGAAAGUCUGUUGGUUGACAUUAGCAAGCUAACUCCGGCAUUGAGAAGCAUGCUUCUUCGGGACACGAAAAUGGCAUAUCAUCUCCAGUAUGCCCUCCAAGUGAGCCUAAGAGCUCACCCAGAAAGCGUCACAGAAGGGGUUAUUAGGAGUUGGUACGAUCCCGUCGAUGGCCUUAUGACAACCUUCUCGCAGUGGACGUUUCUCCCCGAGCCCAACUGCCGCUGGAUAGUGGCUACAACAUCAGAGCCAAACGGACAAUUGACCUUCGGCCAGACUAUUCAUUACAACAUCAUUGAAGGGCACCUGCUUGUAAACGGAAAACCACAGGGUAAAUUGCCGCUUCAGAUUCGCAAUGAUGAGAUUAUAAAAGACAUGUUUGGUAGCCAGCACCUUCUAACAUACCCCUCAAAUCUACCGGGAAUGUCUCAUCGACUGGUAAAUUAUGUGGAAAACCAAGAAAUACAUUUUGGCAUGCGCGGCGACCAGGUCGUUAUUCGUGCUUGCACGAAAGGCGGGUUGCUCGAGCUUGUGCCUUCGUCUAUCUUUACCGGGCAAAGCGAUUUUGAUUUGCCAUCGGAACUGGUGGAUGGCUGCGUACACUGGCUCAACAUCAACUCCGCUUGCCUCGAAAUUCGUCGGAAGCCUGUAAUCUGGAAGAAACGGUCGCGAGACUGGGUUAUUAAUAUCCCAGGACGUCGUGCUUACCGUGGUGAUGUCAGUCUGGUUGAUUCCCACUCGGAUGUGUUUCGUUGGAUUGCGACAGCAUUUCAGGGCUUCGAGCGCCCAGAGAAGUUAACAGUGUAUCAACCUCGGAAAGGAAGACUUUCCGUAGAGUUACGACAUCUGGAAUUAUCAUUCUAUGUUAACAACAGCUAUCUUCUUGAGUGUCGACAGCUCAAGGCAGUGGUGGACCCCAACCAGGAUGCUGGAACUUGGUAUGGAUUAGAAAGCAAAAUCGUGCUAACAGGCAUCGAUUCUCAGAGAAGAAGUAUUAUUGUGCCUCUCGGAGCAAUGAAGUACAAGACAAACGGUAUGCAUGUUCGAGUCUACGUCGAAGACGCACGCGAAUAUGGGACAUACCUGAUAGAUGAGACACUCAAUCGACUCUCAUGCCCCCCCGAACCCCGUCUUUUGUACGCCAAGGCUCUCUGUCAUGCUCUGACGUCGUUCUGUUUGCCCGAUACCCUAACCGGACGUACUGGCACAGAAGAGGCGUUUCACACCCUCAAAUCUUGCGCUUCUCAACCAUGGACUGCACUCGGUGAAGCUCAUCAGAUAGAAGGCCUGAGAAAUUUAUGCCCGGCCAGGGAAUAUUAUCCACCGAUGAUUCGCCGCUUUCAAAGAGUGAGGUGGGACAGCAACUUGACUAUGACUAUCCAGCAUGAUAGUUACGAUCUUUUAGUUCGGGCUAUCAUGAAAAAGUCGGAGAAUUAUGCCCGUUUCUCUAAUGUAGGGUUAAAAGUGAUCGAUGUCGAGGCUCCAAGUCAUCUGCGUUGUCGCGGUGAAGUAUGCCGGCGACGCUACGAACGCCCAAUAGUUGACACAGCUGAUCAAGUCACUGAAGAUUUGAUCUACUCCCCUCGCGACCGCAUAAAGGACAUUGGAUCAUCUGGUGUAUACGAAAUAGCUCGUGCAGUCCUUACGGACUGUCCUUCUAUCUAUAUGAACAUGACCAUGGUUCAUAUAUUGGAGUCUUGGCCCGUUAUUGAGGGAUUUCAUUGCAACAGCAGCUCGUCGUUGAGGAACAUUCCGCUCGUCAACCAGAUUGAAGAUCCAAUCAAUGAACAAUGGGGUGAUCUCGUCAAGUUCUGCUGUAACCCGGACAGCCGGUAUACGCUAUUAUAUCGCCUAGGGCUGCUGGCGUUUGCGCCAAGCCCUAACAUGGAUAUAAUUCGGUCGCUCGCCGCGUUCUCUUGUAUUGAAGAGCUCAAAAGUCUUCGGCCACCUACAUAUCCCAAUUUUGUUGAAUUUGCAAAACGCGGGCGACCUUCGGCUAAACUUCUGCAGGAGCUCGUAAUCCAGGCUUAUCCUAUUUAUGUCCCUCGAUAUGACCGUGCCGUUUGCCCCUGGGGCCGAGCCGGGCGCAACGCACACGAACAUCAAGUCCAGUGCGAAAAGGAUGGCGGUAGAUUUGUCAGUCACAUUUUACAGCAGUGGCCGACACCAGCAGAUGAGCUGUCGACCGAGGACCUAGUUCUGGAAGUCAUCGACAUACCUCUUGCCUUGGAAAAGGUAAAGCCUGAAUGGGACCGUAGAAGAGCAAACGACGACUUGGAAAGUUAUAUUAGAAAGGUCCAAAGCGUUAUAUAUUCACGGAAGGGCCGAAGAAAUGUCUUCACGGUACCAAAUUGUGAACAAGAGCCGCCAGCGCUGCUUGCUGGACCACACCACGCACGGAUAAUACCUUCAAUCGCCCUAGACCUAGUGGUCAAGCAAGGACCUCGCAUAGAAAACACUGAUAAACUUGACCUAUUCAAUCAUGGAAUCGCUGUUGGGAACCACGAAUUCAAUCGAAAUCCCGAGAAAGAGCAUUCCAGAGAAGUCGUGGAUCUGGAGCGAAUUUUACACAAAUUUGCGAUGUCUCAUGAUGAAUUGCGCAAGCAAUAUUCUCGUGACCUCCUUCAAAGCCUGGAUGCACUGAAAAAUACCGUUUCGGCACUUCCACGAGACCCGAAAGUUCCAAUGCCAGGCUCAGAGACUAUCGAGCAAGCUAUAGAAGAACAUUCAAAUAUAGUGAUGAUUUACUUCGAGCGCAUUUCCAAUGCUCUUGCCUUGAGCGACCCUCGGGCUGUGUGGUUGCAACUCGGCGAGAUCUGGCCAUGCCAGACUCCUGUCGCAAUGCUUGAACUUCUUAGGUCCAUUUCAUCGCACCAAUUUGGCAUUGGUAUGAAAGAAGCAUUAAUAGGCUAUGGACUUGCUAUUACCGAAUUACAACAACUGAAUCGGAUGCGAAGGGCUUUGCUGCGAAGGGAUGUGCGAGGGUUAAAUGAAGAGCUUCGUAACAAAGGCCAUGAGAAUUGGUCGCCGCUUGAGCAGCCGGACUGGCUCUUGUUGGAAAUUGAAAGCGACAUUCUUAUCAGGGCUGAGCAAGCAGACGUUGCGAGAGCCAUCAUCGACCCCUUAUCGAAAAAUAAUAGCGUGCUACAGAUGAAUAUGGGCAAAGGCAAAACAUCGUGUAUUAUGCCUAUGGUUGCUGCUACUUUGGCUGACGGCAAAAACCUUACUCGCCUAAUCGUCCCUAAGGCGCUACUAACACAGACAGCCCAGACAAUGCAAUCGCGAUUAGGGGGCCUCGUCGGCCGUGAGAUCUGCCACCUCCCAUUUUCACGCAAGACACCAACAACUCCGGACAUGCUAGAGCUCUACCGCAGUAUACAUCGCGAAAUGCGAGAUGCGAAGGGUUUGAUCCUUACGAGCCACGAACAUGUGCUAUCGUUCAAACUCGGCGGUUGGCAGCAUCUUGCCGAUGGCGAGAUGGAUAAGGCUGGGGUUAUGAUUGAAUUUCAAAAUUGGUUAGACAAUAACUGUCGUGAUGUCUUGGACGAGUGCGACGUCACCCUUUCUGCCAAGACACAGCUCAAUUAUCCCGGCCCAGGAGGAUCAUCAAAGAGUAUUGAUGGCAGUCCCUUUCGAUGGGAAGUGGCUAUGGAAAUAUUGGCAUUGGCGGCACAUUACGUCCCAACCUUGAAGCGCGAGUUUCCUAACAGCAUUGACGUGUUGAAACGCCCAGGCUCGUAUCCUAUGGUACACUUUCUCGACAGUGAGAUAGAAGAUGUUCUUCACGCGCGUAUUAUAGACGACAUUUGCGCCGGCCGGACGAUAUUCCUCCGUCGUGCGGACACGAGCUUCUUGACGAAGAGAUCGGUAAUUCGGCGGGUUCUCACAGAACGGAAACCUGAAGAGCUCGCGUUUGUGCAGGCUUCUAGCGCAUUCACCGACCCCCAAGCGGCAUAUAAGAUACUUCUUGUUGUCCGAGGUCUUAUUAUGAAUAGAAUAUUAGUUCUUUGCCUCGGCAAGCGUUGGAAUGUGCAGUAUGGCUUAGACUCGAACCGGCAACCCAUCGAACUCGCAGUGCCCUUCGAGGCGAAAGGCAUACCAUCUGAACAAUCGGAAUUUGGCCAUCCUGAUGUGGCGAUCAUGUUCACAUGCUUGUCCUUCUACUAUUCUGGCCUAACGAUGGAGCAAUUCUGCAAAGACCUACAACAUGUUCUCCAGGCAGAUGAUCCAGCAGCACAGUAUGAGCGCUGGACUUCUAGAUCCAACAGCUUGCCGGAGGCACUUCAUCACUGGAAUAUAAUAAACGUUCAUGAUGGAGGCCAAAUGGAAGAGCUAUGGAAGCAUUUGCGACUAGAUCGUAUUGUCAUAAACCACUACAUGAACUGCUUUGUUUUUCCGGAACACGCCCGGCAGUUCGACAUUAAACUACAGGCUUCCUCGUGGGAUAUCCCCCUAACUUUGAAGUCACAGUGCGGUGCCAGGACAACCGGCUUUAGCGGGACCAACGAUAAUCGCCUAAUGCUCCCCUUCACCAUUCAACAAGACGACCUCCCUAGUCUGCGACAGACAAGCGCCGAGGUGCUUUCGUACCUGUUGCAACCACGGAAUCGCGGCUAUCAAGUGACCACGGACAACUAUGGUAGGCGAUUAAGCGAAAGUGACCUUUUGCAUGAAUUGACUCAGAAAAAUAUUCGCGUUCUCAUCGAUGCUGGAGCUUACGUCCUAGAGAUGGACAACAAAACGCUCGCCAGCUCAUGGCUCGCCAUUGACCAUAAAGCCAAGGCGGCUGUAUACUUUGGUAACGACAACAAGGUCUGGGUGCACUAUCGAGUUGACAUGAAGCAUGACGUGCCACUCCUAGAAACACCGUUCGCGGAAAACCUAAGUGAAUGUGUUGUCUAUCUUGACCAGGCACACACGCGAGGUGUGGACUUCAAACUGCCAGCAGAAUCCCAUGGUGCGCUAACACUCGCGCCCAAACAAAGCAAAGAUACUAUCAUGCAAGCCGCCAUGCGCCUUCGCCAACUGAGCACCACGCAAUGUGUUACAUUCUUCGCUCCACCUGAAGUCGACCAAAGUAUCAGGUAUUUCUGCGGCUCAGAUAUUGUCAGAGAAAUAGACUCGUCACAUGUUGUCGCAUGGCUCCUUGAACAAACUUGUCGUGGAAUUGAGGAUAUGCGCAACUUGCAUGUCGCGCAGGGCAUCGACUUUUGCCGUCGCUCCAACGCAGUGCGGACUUGUCCUGGAUUUCUGACCAACCCUACACACAGGAAGAAAUUGCUCGGUAUCCUGCAACAGCCGGAACGCCAAACAUUAGAGCAGUUGUACCGAGGGGAUUCAGCGGGCAACAUAAAUGUAGAGCGCAUGGCUACUCGUGAGCUACAAACGUUUGUAGAUCGACUUGGUGAAUCUCGGGACAACACCAACGUCGUUCAGACAGGAGCCUUGGAAGAAGUAGAGCAACAGAGAGAGGUACAUGUUCAAUUUGAGCAGGUGCGCCAGUCGGAAAAGCCGCCGCGACAUGGCGCCCUGCAAUUCCCUGGGAUUCAUCAAGUAAUUCUUCAAUUCACACGCACCGGGAUCCUCGAGACUUUGUCGUCUCAUCAAGGAUAUCCUCCAUUCGAGCAUGCAUUUGCUUGCCUAGCAAGGUCAGAUAUUGGGAAACAGCAUGGCAUACAUCCCACAGGCUCAAGACUCUUUGUGUCGAGGGAAUUUGGGAAGAGCGUUGAUAUGGGAAAUGUUCAGAAGGUUGCAGAGGAUUUCCUCCGUCCUGUGGAAUGGAUCCUCUGGAGCCCCUCAACAGAAACCGCACUCGUCAUAAUUCCAGAGGAAGCUGAAUUACUUAUCCCUACGCUACGUUCUUCCGAUGUCGAAUGUGCUGUUUACCUCAUCGCCUACGCCGCGCCUGUAACUAAAUCAAUGAUGUUUUUCAACACCUUCCAAUACUACACCCUGCCGAGACUACCGAAGAACUGUAUAUUCCCCGAUUGGUUCCGGAUUGAAAUAGGAAUUCUAGCUGGGCGCCUCUAUGCCGACGUUGCUGAGUGCAAAUCACUUACUCGGUAUCUCCGAUCAUCCGCCGAGGAAAAGGACGGAGAGCGGAUUAGCGACGAAGGGUCGAGAAAUGGGCAGGAACUCACAAAGAUUGCUAAAGACCCUGCAGCGUUUCUUCUAGAGUGGCUUGCUCUGCGACGCAAAGUGGAGAACGUAUUACAUACACCUAUGGGACAGAUAUGCUCAGGUCGUGAGCUAGAAGAAGAAUGA
Molecule: messenger RNA, 9009 nt
Organism: Hypoxylon fragiforme
Lineage: Eukaryota; Fungi; Ascomycota; Sordariomycetes; Xylariales; Hypoxylaceae
Exons: 13
Coding region: 1-9009 (3002 amino acids)
Source: RefSeq, a predicted model, not a curated record